This is a messenger RNA of Trichoderma gamsii, 591 nucleotides long. RefSeq lists its product as hypothetical. The coding region runs from base 1 to 591 and encodes 196 amino acids. The transcript has a single exon. The record is from RefSeq and is a predicted model, not a curated record. NCBI's taxonomy places the organism in Eukaryota, Fungi, Ascomycota, Sordariomycetes, Hypocreales, Hypocreaceae.
AUGAGCCUUAAUCGCAUUGCAAGUGUGCGCGCUGUUCUUGGAAUCAGUCUUACUCUCGUGCUAGCUACCUUCUUUUUCUCGCCCUCAUACUCAAUGGAGAGCCGCGACAACAGCUCUAGCCCUGUUGCUGGUCUGCGCGUGGAGAUUAAGCAGACCAGCACGUCUCCUAUCACCAUCACCAGCACCGUCGUCAAUGAUAAUGAUCAUACGGUCACUUUUCUCGUAUACAAUUCGCCGUUGGAUACCGCUGCCCCAUCCAUUGGCCUGCUCACCAUCACGCCUGACGGCGCCUCAGAGCCUCUUGACUUGCCAAAGCUCCAGAUUCAAAGACAAUGGCCGCCCAGUCCUGAGUCACUCAUCCAGCUACAGCCAGGUGCAAGCCAAACAGCGGACAUCGUCCUCAAAGAUUUUAUAGCUUCAAAAAUUGCGGGAAAGGCAUCUGUUGCUCUCAAGGGCCGCUGGGAUAUGGUGUGGAACAAGCAGAAAGAUGAUGUUACACCUGAGAUGAUAGAGCAAGCCCAGCUGCAAGCCGAGCCAGACGUGUUUAGUGGCAGCUUCGCUAGCGAGAGUGUGGAAAUAUCCCCCGCCUAA